GGAAGUGAAUCCCGGAAACAUUGAAACAUUACGUCUAAAGUGAUCCGAGGGAUACAUUAAAAUGAUUAAACAAUUAUUUAUUUCACCAUGAGGACUUUAAACUGGAUAUCUGAGGAUGCUGGAGUGAAAACCGGAUAAAAUACCAGGAAAAAUAGACUGGAGACGAUAUAAGUGAUGCAGAUGUGCGGAUUUAAUGUGACGUGUGUUAGUGGCUGCUCAUCAGGACUGAUUGAUUUUCUGCUUUUUCAUUCAUUUAUUCGGCAUAAAGCGACCAAAAGGCAUGUCUAUGUGCAGUAUUUACCCAUGUGAUUCCUUUAAAGCUGUUUACUGUGAUUAAUACAGUAAAAUGUUUCCUAAAACCUCUUUCACGAGUAUCAUAGUGGGGGUCUUCCUGCUGUAUGUGCUGCACACAUGUUGGGUCAUGUAUGGGAUAGUUUACACGAAACCAUGUGAAAAUCCCAAAAGUGACAGCUGUAUCACACCACACCUGGCUGGAAAACCUCGACUGCAGCUGAGCGUCUACACCGCAGUGAGACCGAAUGCUGAUGGUGGACACAGUUUGAUACACAGAGAAGAAGAAUUUGAUAUGAAUACCAGAUUUGAAAGGUCAGUAAAUGUGUCUCUUCCGAAGAAGACACGCAAAAAUGGGACGCUGUACGCCAUGGUGUUCCUGCAUCAGGCGGGGAUGAAUCCGUGGCAGGAUCCACAUCAGGUGCAUUUGGUCACACAACUGACGACUUACAUGCUGCCGAAACCACCAGAGAUCAGUCUGAUCACAGGCCAGGACGACCCACAGAAACCAGAUCAGCAAAAACCAGGUGCCGACUCCGAGCUGGACCGGCCCGUUUCUCACUGGCGUUCUCGUCUGACACUGAACGUGGUGUCCGAGAACUUCCUGUUUGAUCGCGAGGCGCUGCCUGGAGACGUUCAUCGAUACAUGAGAGUAUAUCAGAACGGGAAGAAGAUGGUUUACCUGCCGCUGCUGUUUGUAGAUGAACUCAGCAACAGAGUGAAAGAUUUAAUGGAGAUCAACAGCAGCACCACUGAACUGCCUUUGACCAUCUCGUACGACUCCAUCUCUCUGGGAAAACUGCGAUUCUGGAUUCACAUGCAGGAUGCCGUUUAUUCACUGCAGCAGUUUGGCUUCACUGAAAAGGAUGCAGAUGAAAUCAAGGGAAUAUUUGUGGACACUAAUCUAUAUUUCCUGGCUCUCACCUUCUUUGUGGCUGCUUUCCAUCUUUUGUUUGAUUUCUUAGCAUUUAAAAAUGACAUCAGUUUCUGGAAACAUAAGAAGAGUAUGGUCGGGAUGUCGAGCAAAGCAGUGUUGUGGAGAUGUUUCAGCACCAUCAUGAUCUUCCUCUAUCUUCUGGACGAGCAGACCAGUCUUCUGGUUCUGAUUCCGGCUGGAGUCGGGUCUUUAAUAGAGGUGUGGAAAGUGAAAAAAGCUUUUAAGAUUCACAUCAUGUGGAGGGGUUUCACUCCCAUAUUCCUGUUUGGGAAAUCUGACGAGUUGGAGAAACGAACGGAGAAAUAUGACACACUGGCGAUGAAAUAUCUGUCGUAUCUGCUGUACCCUCUGUGUGUCGGUGGCGCAGUGUACGCGCUUGUGUUUGUGAAGUACAAGAGCUGGUACUCAUGGCUUAUUAACAGUUUAGUCAAUGGGGUGUACGCCUUUGGAUUCCUCUUCAUGCUCCCUCAACUCUUUGUAAAUUUCAAGCUAAAAUCGGUGGCUCAUCUGCCCUGGAAAGCCUUUAUGUACAAGGCUUUUAAUACGUUUAUCGACGAUGUCUUUGCUUUCAUCAUCACCAUGCCGACGUCACAUCGGUUAGCCUGCUUCAGGGAUGAUGUCGUGUUCCUUGUAUACCUGUAUCAAAGAUGGCUGUACCCGGUGGACAGAACAAGAAUGAAUGAGUACGGCGUAUCUUACGAUGACAAGCCAAAAGGAAAAUCCCAUAAAGAUUAACAUCACUACAAAAGCACAGCAUUGCCGUGGAAACAGCAGUCUGAUCAAAAACAUGCAAACACAGUAUCUGCAGUCAGACAGUUGAUAUAUUGUGUUUAGUUUGUGUGAUAUGUAGAGCAAAACUUGCUCUGAUAAACUGAGAGAGUUGACCAGCUACUCAUGGUUAACUCGAGACACCGUUUGAUUUGUUGAGUUAUAGGAAAGAAGAACUAUGAAAAGCUUGGUGUAAUUUUACAGAAUGUAUUUGGCGGGACCUUUAAUUCAGUCUCAAAUAGUGUUUUGAAAUUAAGACCAUAUCACAAGGGUGCCAAAAGACCAGAGUUUCAGAUUAAUGAUCUGUUUUUUGUUUUGAAUAUGAAUAGAUUAAUUUUAGCAUCAUGACUGAUGUUUGUGUGUUCUGAGAGAAUUAUGUGUAUGUUUGUUUUUAUGUACUUUAUUCCAUUAAAGUGUUUCUGUGAUUCAGCUGUUUAA
Messenger RNA from Myxocyprinus asiaticus (Chinese sucker), 2434 nucleotides. RefSeq names its product lipid scramblase CLPTM1L. The record is from RefSeq and is a predicted model, not a curated record. NCBI's taxonomy places the organism in Eukaryota, Metazoa, Chordata, Actinopteri, Cypriniformes, Catostomidae. The transcript is spliced from 17 exons. Gene Ontology annotation, cellular component: membrane; endomembrane system. Bases 347 to 1963 code for a protein of 538 amino acids.